AUGGUGGCAACAGCAUUGGUUCCCAGUUACGUCAAGCCAGGAUGCACAGAAAUGUGUGGGAAUGUCAUGAUUCCAUACCCUUUUGGAAUCGGACCCAACUGUUUUCUCAACAAAUGGUACGCUGUCGAUUGCAACUCAUCCACGCCAUAUUUAUCUGCUCUCAAAAACCUGCCAUUGUUAGUUGUAGACUUGAAGGAUCAGACGGUUCUUGUCAAUGUCACAAUGAGCUCCGGUUGUCAAAACCCUGUUUCGAAUAGCAGUCAACUCUUGAACAUUGACCUUGGUGACACCCCGUUUCUGUUUUCCAAAUCACACAACAAAUUCAUCGUAGAGGGAUGCGGUGCUGCUGUUAUCUUGAGCAAUGGAAAUGCGCUCACCGGGUGUACACCGACAUGCUUUCAGAAACCUGUAAGUUAUAGGAGAAGAGAUUGCUUUGGGAUCAAUUGUUGUCAAACCAACGUUCCUUAUUAUAUGAAGACGUUUGCUGUGAAUGUCACGACUUCCAGUAGGCAGAUGACUGGAUAUAAGUCUAGAUCUUGUGUGUCUGCUUUCUUGGAAGCUGCUGAUUCAUAUGUUCGUAAGUUCUUUCCGGGCCAAUCUGGUGUUGGGAGCAACUCUUUGGUCCCGUUAGUACUUCGCUGGACUCUAACAGAAAAUGAUAUCAGCCAAAGGAGCUGCGGUGUCAUCAAAACACAUAAAUUGGAAACGAGUAAUGACACUUUAGUGUCGACUGUGACAUGUCACUGCCAGUCUGAAAUAGAAGAAGGAAACCCUUAUUUAGGAUGUCAAGUUACUGAAGAAUGUACAAAGUGCAUGGAUACUUGGGGCUACUGCAGAUACAAUGAAUCAAAUGAUGGUGUCCGGAACUUCUAUUGUGACCAUCGAUUCCACAAUGGUGGAAACAAAUCAUCAUCAUCUCGAGCUAUUUUUCUAGGUGUUGGCAUAAGCAUUGGGGUCCUAAUUCUUACCGUCACUAGCAUUGCAACAUACAAAAUAAUACGAAGAACCAAAGAAAAAAGGCGAAGAAAAAGAUUCUUUGAACGCAAUGGAGGCCUUCUUCUAAAACAACAGGAAGCCGGUAAGGAGGGUUUAGCUGAUAAAACCAACCUUUUCACUUCCUAUGAGCUCGAAAAUGCAACCGAUCACUUUAACGAGAAUAGGAUUCUUGGUCGGGGAGGUCAAGGUACAGUUUACAAAGGCAUGCUAACCGAUGGAAGGCUUGUGGCGGUCAAGAAGUCAAAGGCAGUUGAUGAAAGUCAAUUAGAGCAAUUCAUCAAUGAAGUUGUCAUCCUUUCACAAGUCAAUCAUCGAAAUGUGGUUAAGUUAUUGGGAUGUUGCUUAGAGACAGAGGUUCCUUUACUAGUUUCAGAGUUUGUCCCAAAUGGAACAUUGUACAAGCAUAUUCAUGAUGAGACCGGGGAGGUUUUUGUUCCUUUGAACAUGCGAUUACGAAUUGCUACGGAGGUAGCUGGAGCGCUUUCUUACUUGCAUUCAGCCACUUCAAUCCCAAUAUACCAUAGGGACAUCAAAUCUACCAAUAUACUUUUGGAUGAAAAAUAUAGAGCCAAGAUAUCAGAUUUUGGAACUUCAAGAUUCAUCUCAAUAAGCCAAACUCACUUAACUACAUUGGUCCAAGGGACAAUUGGGUACUUGGAUCCAGAGUACUUUCAGUCUAGUCAGUUUACUGAAAAGAGUGAUGUUUAUAGCUUUGGGGUUGUUUUGGUUGAACUUUUAACAGGAGAAAAACCAAUAUCACUAACUAGAUUCGGUGAAACUAGAAGCUUGGUUACACACUUUAUGAUGGCCUUUGAAGAAGAUCGAGUGAUGUCUAUUCUUGAUGAAAAGAUUGUGAGGGAGGGUGCUAUGGAUGAAUUAAUGGAAGUAGUUAAAUUGGCAUUUAGAUGCUUAAAUUUGUAUGGAAAGAACAGACCAACAAUGAAGGAAGUAGCAUCGGUGUUGGAAGCCAUUAGAACAUCAAAUAUGUCAUCUAUGGUUCUACCAGAUUUUGGAAAAGUGAAGUGCAAUGAUGGAGAAGAAGAGUUUCUUAUAUUGUCAUACUGUGAGUCAACAUCAACCAGUUUUAUGUAG
Lactuca virosa is the source of this 2088-nucleotide messenger RNA. Lineage: Eukaryota; Viridiplantae; Streptophyta; Magnoliopsida; Asterales; Asteraceae. The record is from the annotation of a GenBank genome assembly.